This is a messenger RNA of Dryobates pubescens (Downy woodpecker), 4479 nucleotides long. RefSeq names its product claspin (gene CLSPN). Bases 56 to 4066 code for a protein of 1336 amino acids. Gene Ontology annotation, biological process: activation of protein kinase activity; mitotic G2 DNA damage checkpoint signaling; mitotic DNA replication checkpoint signaling. Gene Ontology annotation, molecular function: anaphase-promoting complex binding. The record is from RefSeq and is a predicted model, not a curated record. NCBI's taxonomy places the organism in Eukaryota, Metazoa, Chordata, Aves, Piciformes, Picidae. The transcript is spliced from 25 exons.
CCGGCCGUGCACGCCGGGAAGGCGCCGUCUGGUGUGGUGUCUGCUGGGGCGGGGGAUGCUCGGUCCCGGGCUUCCCUUAGAAGAUUCGAAUUCAGACUUGCAGAAAACCCUUGACAGUGACACUGACAGCGGACAGGGCAGCUGUGAAACAACCUCUCCAGCUCCCUUCAGCAAGGAGAUGGCAUCUCUGGAUGACAGAGAUUCAGAGGAAGAGAUUUUUAUAUGUAAAAAAGCAAAAAGCAAGAAGGUGCUUCAGGACAGUGAGAGUGAAGAGGGAGAGGAUGGUGACUCUUUUGUGCAGAAUGAUACUCCUGAUGGAGAUAAGGAAAAUGGAGAGGAAGAAGGGAACACUUCUGCCCAGAGGAACAAGAAAUCUCAUCGGAUUCGCCAAGGUCUGCUGGGCAGUGAUGACAGUGAUACUGGUGACCAACUGCAGAUUGAAAACCUUGAAACCAGGAAGUUUGACUUGCCUGAGGGUGAGCUGGAAAAGGAGAGACCUCUGAAAUCUGGGAAAAAGUACAGAAAACAUAAACAUGAUGCAGAAGAAGGGACAGCGAAAAAAGCUGUAGGAAAAUCAAGAAGGAAAGAGAAGGAGAGAAGAGUUGAGUCCCUUAAAAAGCUGAAGAAAGGAAAGAAGCCUAAAGCAGAGCAGGUAGAUGGUGUUGAGAGGUAUCCUUUUAAUGACAGUGGAUGUCUUCUGGAUGACAAAGAACUUUUUGACAAUGGCUUAGAAGAGGAAAAUGAUUGUGCCCCAGAGGAUGAAGAGUCAAUAGAAUCGAUACGAGCGGCAGUGAAAAACAAAAUUCAAAAGUACAAGAAGAAAGACUCUUCUGAGGGUGAAGGCUACAAACAUGUAUUUGAUGAUGAGAGUGAGGAUCCUGUAUUAAAAGAACCAAAGAGGAAGGAGCGGAAGGCAGCCAAGUUAAGUAAAGAAGCCAUUAAACAGCUACAUAGUGAAACCCAACGACUUAUUAGAGAAUCCUCUGUGUCUCUCCCGUAUCACAUGCCUGAGGCCAAAAGCAUUCAUGAAUUCUACAAGAGCAGACCUCGACCAUUGUGUCAAGGAAAUGCCAUGGCAUUGCUGAAGUCCACUAAAUAUCAGCUGCCCCUAAAUGAAAAAUCUGCAGACACUAAGAACUCCAGCAUGGGUUGCAGAGAUGGACCAAGAGGUGAUCAAUCAGCAGCUACUGAACCAGAAACAAGCCUUGACAGAGAUGCUGAUGCUACUGUGAACAAGCUUCUUGCUGAUGGAGAGAACAAUUUGACAGAAGCCUGUGCUGAAAAGCCCAGACAGGACAGUGAUGAUUCUCACACAGUUAGCACUGUGACAGCUGACAAUGGCACAGAAGAAGAGCAGCCCUCUAACCUCCUAAGCACUGAGGGUAGUGAACAAAAAGAGAAGGAAAUUCCUCUUGCAGUUGGAGGAGAUGCCCUUGAGCAAGGGGGAGAAACAAGACCAGGCUCACAGUGUGAGAAAAGCCAUCAACAAGGUGGGCCUGGAUUGGCAGCACAACCUGAGAAAGUGAGGAAGUCCAAGCUGGAUAAACUCCGUGAGCUGGGGGUGGACCUGUCCAUCAAGCCAAGAAUCUGCUCUGGCAAUGAGUCCUUUAUAGACCUUGAUGAAUCUGAAUCAAAUAAAGAAAUAGAAGCUUUGAAAGCACGUUUCCUGAGGCACACUCUGGGAGCAUCAAAAUCCAAACCUGAACGGACAAUCAACAUGAGCAUUAUCCGUAAGGAGUCUACGCCUGAGGGGAAGGAGGAGCUGAAGUUAGAUGUGGUCCAAGCAGUGCUGGCUGCAGAGAGCCUGGAGGAAGCAGUUCACACAAAGCCAGGUGAGAAGCUGCGGGUGCUGAAGGCUAAACUCCAGGAGGCCAUGAAGCUCCGCAGGACCGAGGAGCGCCAAAAGCGGCAAGCGCUGUUCAGACUGGACAAUGAGGAGGUGAUGGAGGAGGACGAGGAGGAGGAAGAGGAGGAGAUGACAGAUGAAUCUGAGUCUGAGGAAGAAGCCAAUCAGGAGAAUGUGGAAUUUCUGCUUGGUGAAGCAGAGGAAGAUAAUGAAGAUCUAGAGGAGAAACACACUGAAGAUGGAGAAAAAGAAACUGACAAAGAAUCAGUUGAUGGAGAAAAGCUGGAGAAAUCUGUGCACUGUGAUUCUGUUCCCAAACCACCUUCCAUGGAGUCCACACUGAUGCUUUUUAAAGACAGCUCCUCAAAAAUGGGAUAUUCUCUUCCUGAUGAGAAGCUUGAACUGGAAGAAGGUGCAGACAAAGGAGCUGCCAAGUUAGAGGAUGAUGAUUCCUUCUCUCUACCAACACUAGCCAAAGAGAACAGCCAUAACAGCAGCUUUGAGCUAAUAGGCUCCAUGAUCCCCUCAUACCAGCCCUGUAACAAACAAUUGUCCCGAGGAGGGAACUUCUUGUCUGCAGCAGGAGGUUUCAGGUCACCUUCCCCAGGUUUUUUCAAAACAAGCUUUAUCAGCUCUGCUUCCAAGAGCUCAGGAAAGGCAUCUGAGCCCUCUCUUCCCAUAGAAGAUUCUCAGGAUCUGUAUAAUGCCUCUCCUGAGCCCAAGAGUUUAUUUCCAGGGGCUGGUGAGUCACAGUUCCAAUUUUCUUUGGAAGAUGACACUCAGAGCCAGCUGCUUGAUGCAGAUGGGUUCUUGAAUGUUGGCCAACACAGGAAUAAAUACCAGGCCUCCAAGCACCAGCUGACUCUGGCCAGUAUGGAUGAGAAUGCAAUGGAUGCCAACAUGGAUGAGUUACUGGACUUGUGCUCUGGGCAGUUUAGCAGCCAGGCUGAACGCGAGCCCAAUGCCAACAGCAACAAGAAGCAGAACAUGGAAGAACUGCUCAACCUUUGUUCAGGAAAAUUUGUGUCUCAGACAGGUUCUCCAACAUGGGCAUCUUCAGUGUUUUCCAAGGCAGAAAAGGACAGUGACAUAGAAGAUCCAAUGGCAGAAGCUCUGGCACUGUGUUCAGGCUCCUUUCCUACAGACAGGGAAGAAGAAGAUGAGGAGGAGGAGGAGGAGCAAGAAGAAAUUGGUGAUUUCCAGCUUGUAGCAGAUGACAAUGCCUUUGAUAGUGAAGAGGAUGGAAAAAGUGGAGACAGUGAUGCUGGAGAAGCAGAAACAAGUGAUGAAGAAGAACAGCAACUGCUGGAACAUAGACAGGGAGUGAAGAAAAAACUAAAACUACAGGAUUUCAUGGAAGAUGAGGCAGAGCUGUCAGGGAGUGAUGUGGGGAGCGAGGAUGAAUACGAUGGUGAAGACCUGAACGAGUAUGAAGAAGAGAUGAUUGAUGAGGAACUCCCCACUGAAGCAGAAUUAGGACAUCAAAUACAGAAAUUCCACAUGAAGGCCAUGCUGGAUGACGACAAGCGUCAGUUGCGCUUGUACCAGGAGAGAUACCUCAUUGAUGGUGACCUGCAUAGUGAUGGCCCUGGCAGAACAAGGAGGUUCAGAUGGAAAAAUAUAGAUGAUGCUUCACAGAUUGACUUGUUUCAGAGAGAUUCAGAUAAUGAGGAUGAAAAUGAAGAGUUUGAGAUAGAGGCAAAAUGGAGGAAGGAGCGAUUUGAACGAGAGCAGUGGCUCCGUGAGCAGAAGGAAAAAAAUAAAGAGCAGGGGGAGGAGGAAGAAGAAGAAGAAAUUGGUGAAGACAGCCAGUUCAUGAAACUAGCAAAAAAAGUGACUGCAAAGUCCCUGCAGAAGAAAGCCAGCCCAGCAGUGGUGGUAAAGGAUGCAACCUUGGUACCCAGCAACCCUUUUGAAACAUUCAGACCUGCCAGUGAUGUCCAGAUAAAAAAUGGGUCACUCUUGAACAGACCUAAAGCUGUCCUUCAGAAACUGGCAGCAAUGUCAGAUCUGAAUCCAAAUGCUCCUCGAAACUCCAGGAAUUUUGUCUUCCAUACCCUUUCUCCAGACAAGAGUGAAGAGGCAAAGGAGAAAGCAAAACAUCAGGUGAAGAAAAGAGGUCCUGCUGCAGUAAUAACAUCUCUGGCCAAACGGCCCAGAGUGGACAGCACAGAGGAAACCACUCAGAGCCGAAGCAUUUUCCAGUACCUGGAGAGCUGAACAUUUCUGGGUAGGGCCAAAGGUUGUAUCUCAUCUCUUUGCCAGCUGCAGUUUGUUUGGCAAAUCUGCCAGCAGUCACCAGGAAGGCUAACAAACUGCAGUACUUUCUGUGCUGCUCCUUAAUUCACCAGUUCCAGUCACUUCCAGGCAAUGCUCUUCUUUAUUCCCCCUUUAUUUUUGUUCUCGGUGCUCUGUGGCAAGGGAGGGCACAAAUUCCUUGCUUGAUUUGGAAUGAAAUCUAACUUUGGCUUUCCCAAGCAUUAAGGAAACCCACACUAUUGUCCUCUGUCCCUGCAGAAGCUCACAUGGCUCAGUGGUAUCAGUUCCAUCUGAAAACACUGCUCAUGUGAGAGCUGUGACACAGCCCUGCUGCAGUUAGCUUAAAGCACAGAUCAAGGAGGUAUCUCUGCAGC